Orcinus orca (killer whale) is the source of this 3355-nucleotide messenger RNA. RefSeq names its product terminal nucleotidyltransferase 2 (gene TENT2). Bases 670 to 1995 code for a protein of 441 amino acids. Gene Ontology annotation, cellular component: cytosol. Gene Ontology annotation, molecular function: poly(A) RNA polymerase activity. The transcript is spliced from 14 exons. NCBI's taxonomy places the organism in Eukaryota, Metazoa, Chordata, Mammalia, Artiodactyla, Delphinidae. The record is from RefSeq and is a predicted model, not a curated record.
GGGGUCACGUCGGUCUUCCGGGUGUUUCCGACAGGGGUUUCUACGCCGCUUUUUUCCGGCUACAUUUUGGUCUUCCGUCUCUUGCCACCUCCCUCGAGUUCCCUCACCCUUGCUGCCCCUGCCUUUUCUUGUGUCGUACCUCCCCGGCCGCCGAGCCCGGGAAUUAGAUCGCAAUCCGGAGCCGGAGCUGGGCCUACCCAUUCCGCGCGGGAACUACCACCUUUGGCUCUGGAGAAAGCUAGGACCGAGCGCGCCGGGCCGUCCCUGCUCCGGCUCUGGAGCUCCUGGGCUGGCGGUGCCGGUAGAUUCUCCUGCUUAGCCUUCCCCGAGGACACUUGUGAGUUAGGGGGUUUCGGAGAGGAAAGCAACGGUGUAGGCCCGGGUGGGGGGCGGGGCGCCGGGAACUUUUUCGGAAACUGUAGUGUUUUGCGUGGGAGGUUCCGGCAUAAUCUCUCUGAUAUCCCAGACGUAUGGGCGGCCCCCAGGCUGCGGUACUUUCUGAAGAAUCUUAGGAACUCUUAAACGUUUCCCAUUCGUUUGUCUUUCUCGCGCCCCGUCCUCAGUCUAGGACCAAACAAGGAAGACUGUCUUGGGACACUGCAUGGGGUUUCAAAGGGUGGUGAAGAACUAAGGUAGAAGAAUACAUGUUUACUCUUAGUGAGCAAGAGCAUGUUCCCAAACUCAAUUUUGGGUCGCCCGCCUUUCACUCCAAACCAUCAACAACAUAAUAACUUCUUCACCCUGUCACCAAGUCUUUAUUCACACCAGCAGCUUAUAGAUGCACAGUUCAACUUUCAGAAUACAGACUUGUCUAGAGCUGUAUCAUUACAGCAGUUGACAUAUGGAAAUGUCAGUCCAGUACAGACCUCAACUUCCCCAUUAUUUCGAGGAAGGAAGAGAUUAAACGAUGAAAAGAAUCUUCCUCUUGAUGGUAAACGACAGCGUUUCCAUUCACCUCACCAAGAGCCAACUAUAGUUAACCACAUAGUGCCUUUAUCAGGUGAAAGAAGAUACUCAAUGCCGCCAUUGUUUCAUACACACUAUGUACCAGAUAUAGUCAGAGGUGUUCCGCCUUUUCGAGAAAUACCAUUUUUAGAACCUAGAGAAAUCACACUGCCUGAGGCCAAAGAUAAGUUGAGUCAGCAGAUACUGGAGUUAUUUGAAGCAUGUCAGCAGCAAGUAAGUGAUUUAAAGAAGAAAGAACUCUGUCGAACAGAGCUGCAGAGAGAAAUUCAGCUGAUAUUUCCACAAAGCAGACUUUUUUUAGUUGGGUCCUCUUUAAAUGGAUUUGGUACUCGGAGCAGUGAUGGUGAUUUAUGUCUGGUUGUUAAAGAGGAACCAUGUUUUUUUCAGGUAAAUCAGAAGACUGAAGCACGGCAUAUCCUCACCUUAGUCCAUAAACACUUCUGUACUAGACUUUCUGGUUACAUUGAGAGACCUCAGCUGAUUCGAGCAAAAGUGCCAAUUGUGAAGUUCAGGGAUAAAGUCAGUUGUGUGGAGUUCGACUUGAAUGUAAACAAUAUUGUUGGAAUAAGAAACACAUUCCUUCUCAGAACGUAUGCAUACCCCCUACCUGAACCCAUCCUUCCAUCCAUCCAAAAAAUUUACCCAGAAUCUUUUAGUCCUGCUAUACAGCUGCACCUUGUACAUCAAGCUCCGUGUAAUGUUCCUCCUUACCUCUCAAAGAAUGAAUCAAAUCUUGGGGACCUCUUACUGGGCUUUCUUAAAUAUUAUGCUACAGAAUUUGACUGGAACAGUCAAAUGAUUUCAGUUCGUGAAGCCAAAGCCAUUCCCAGGCCUGAUGGUAUUGAGUGGAGAAAUAAAUACAUCUGUGUAGAAGAACCUUUUGAUGGAACAAAUACAGCCAGAGCUGUGCAUGAAAAGCAGAAGUUUGACAUGAUCAAGGAUCAAUUUUUAAAGUCAUGGCACAGAUUGAAAAACAAACGAGAUUUGAACAGUAUACUACCGUUAAGAACUGCUGUCCUGAAAAGAUAACUGGCCUCUAUUUCUUAAUAAAGAACAGUAGUAACAUCAUAAUGCAUUUUGUUUACCUUCAUCAUGGUUUCUUUUUAAUUGUUCUUCUUGUUUUCAUGUUUUAUUCUUAAGAGGACAUACUUAUAUAUGCAUAUUUUAUUAUGACAUUUCCUAAUAAAACCCUUUGAUUUAAAGAUGUAUUUUUGAAAAUGUUUACAUUGAUAAUUAGUAAUAUUAUGGCAUGAAUUUUCAGGAGAUCAAAUAAAAUAUUUUUUUGAGAAUUAUCAAAUAAAAGUUAUUUGCUAUAACUGUAAUUAAUUGUACCACAUGCUAAUACUGAAGAGAUGUGUGGACUGUUUUGGAAAGGGUCUGAUGUAUACAUACUUAAAAGUAUCACCUUCGGUAGAUGGUUUGUUGCCUGAGUCUGUUCUAGUGAAGUGAAGAUUCGAGUCAGUUAUUCAGUUACUUGAAGCAAAAUGAAAUCUUUUAUUUCAGUGAAAUCACUGCAGAGGCAUGAAAUACUGGACAAUUGCCUUAAGUCCUCACUUGACUCAUCAGGAUAAACUGAGGCUUUGUGUCGAUAUUAGCAUUUCAUUAGUACCUCACAUGCUUUUGGUGUACUUGUGAUUGCUUUAAAUUUUGUGUUGAAACAACUACAUUUUGCACUGUAAUAAUAUGAGCACUAACUGUGUAUUGUACAGCAGUUAGGGAAUUGUUUUGAAGAAUCAGUUCAGUGUAGACAUUUUGAAAAGGUUAAGUCCUCUGUGCUUUAUGGUAGCUUAGUGCAAUUUGCACUUUUGUUUUACUUCCUGUUUUCCUGCUUUUAUUUUUCCUGUGACAUGAAGCAACAGAAACUGAAAGAUCAAAGUUGAGAUUAUAUCCUAUUGAUAGUAUCAGAGUUUUUUCUGUGUAUAAUUAUAGGAUUGUAAUCUAAACUGGAAUUUUUAGGCAGUAAGCCACUAUAAAAUGUUCUAGAUAAGACAUAACAUUAUUAUAAAUAAAAGCUUAAUGUUUGUAAAGAUAUCUUUUCCACAAGAAGAAAUAGUGGUGGCUGCUAAAAAUGCUACAGUGUUUAUUAAGGUCGUUUUUGGUUUAUGUAAAUAUUUGUAAAUUGGUCAGUGCCUGUAAAUUUAAAUAUAAAUAAUCUUAAAAACAGUUUUAACUUUUUCAAAAGGACUUUCAAAAGGACUGUGUACAACUUCUUUUAGACCUGCUGUAGCACAGUUUGUACCUCUAAUGUAUUUGGUUUUUUUGCAGACCAAUUCAAAUGCUAACAAGACUUUUGCUUUUUGACUUAUAAAAGGUGCAUAUUUUCAUUUUUUUCUUUAAGUUUAAAUUUUUGUAUGAUCAAAUGGAAUAAAGUUUAUAUAUGGAAAUUGUC